Molecule: messenger RNA, 3032 nt
Organism: Sinocyclocheilus grahami
Lineage: Eukaryota; Metazoa; Chordata; Actinopteri; Cypriniformes; Cyprinidae
Product: arf-GAP domain and FG repeat-containing protein 2-like
Exons: 14
Coding region: 528-1949 (473 amino acids)
Biological process (GO): spermatid nucleus differentiation; intermediate filament organization; acrosome assembly
Cellular component (GO): cytoplasm; cytoplasmic vesicle; membrane
Molecular function (GO): GTPase activator activity
Source: RefSeq, a predicted model, not a curated record
UCGUUGGGUAACACAGGAAAUAAAUAAGCACAAAAUAAUGAGCACACAGCCAUCAUAAACAUAAUAUUGUUAAGCAGAUGCAUCCCCACUGCGUUCACGCGCGCUUGCCAGAGGCACAGAGUUGCCUCCCUCGUCCUCGUCUUGCCUUCUGUUCGCAAUCUCCCCAGAAUCUGUGAGAGAAAGACGGGUGCGCAACAGCAGAGUCUGAACGGUGUGAUACCGCGCGAACGGAGAGGAAUCAGCAGAGCGAGGAAGAAUAAUGAGCCCGGAUUUUCUUUGCGCCCAGAGGAGAAACCCGCAGCAAUGAAUAAAUAAACAGGGCGGUUGUAAAACUCCGCCAGUCGUGACCACGGGAGACUACGCAUGUAAGAUCGCUGGCGCAUGAGAAGACCUCCAGCCGCAUAGUCGCUCUCAGAAUGCGGGCGUGAGAAGAAACAUAGGCUACUACGGCGGGGGAAUUAAAGUGCAACGGCGGCCGAGUGAACGUCUUGAGGGCCAGGGGGUGUGUGCGACUGCAGGACACCAGCAUGUCGAACCGAAAGCACCGGGACAACCAGGAAAUAUGCGCCCGCAAGGUCCGAGAGCUCGCCCAGACGGGAGUGAACAAGCACUGCUUCGAGUGCAGCCAGCCUGGGGUGACUUACAUCGACAUCACUGUGGGCUGCUUCGUAUGCACGUCGUGCUCCGGGAUGCUGAGAGGGCUCAAUCCACCCCACAGAGUUAAGUCUAUUUCCAUGACAACCUUCUCCCAACAGGAAGUGGAGUUUUUGCAAAACCAUGGCAACGAGGUUGGAAGGAGGACCUGGCUCUGCAUAUUUGACCCCAAAACAGACGGCUGUUUGGACGCACGUGACACACAGAAGCUGAAAGAGUUCUUGCAGGACAAAUAUGAGAGAAAGAAAUGGCAUUUCUCUAAGAGCAAGAUCCGCAGGGAUGCGAAUGAGUCCCCAUGGGCUCCAGGGGUUCAGGCUGUUCCAGCUCCACACGGGCCCGCUCAGAAUCAGCCUCCGCCUGGACAUCCUCUGAACCCCACUGCCCGGCCCACCCGUACACUGUCCCAGUCCCAGUUGUCAAUAUGGGACAGAGCUCCUGCUGUCUCCCCAGCUGAUAGUCGCACUGAGGUGUUCACUGCCAGGCCAACUCGCUCACAGAGCUUCAGAGAUCAUCCCAUUAAAGACACAUUGUUAAGUGGUGUGGAGAGACAGAGGCCAGGAACAAUUUCUUCUGGAAUGGGACACCAGAAUCAUCCCUCCUCCUUUCCAGCCCUUCCACGUCCUUCAGCAAGUAGCACUUUCAAAAGCAGCUUUACUUUAGGUCGCACUCUGUCAACUGGGGGUGGAGCUCCAUUUAGAGCCUUCCCUAAAUCGCUGAGUUUGGAUUUUGGGGGUCUAAGCCACGCCCACAGCACUCUAAGUUAUGCUGCUCCGCCCCCUGUCACUCAGGAUAAGUAUGCAGCCUUUUCACAGCUUGAUAAAGUGUUCUCAGACAACACGCCUGUCACAGCCAUUACAACAGCUCACUCUGAUGGACCGCCUCAGUAUAGCACCCUCUUUAGUAACCGACUAUCCUCCAGUUCCACCCCUGCAAGCUCCCCAGGUGUUCCAGAGGCCACCUCUGGAUCUCAAACGUUUGCAAAUUUCCCAAACCCCUUCAAUUCUACAACCAGUUGCGCCCAGCCCGUUCUGUCUCCCAGUAACCCCUUCAAAAGCACAGCCUCAGAUGAUGCCUCCUCCUCCUCAGUCGUCUUUCCUCAGUCUGUCUCUUUUCCUGCACCCACCACCACCCAAAGUGCUUUUUCACACCAACAGUCUAGUAACCAGGAAGCAAACGGUUUCAACUCAUUUCCUGCCCCCGAGUCUGUCCCUAAAGUCCCACGACCAAUGUCUGUCAACCCGUUUACUGGGAAUGUUUACCCGAGUAGAGGAGCAUCACUGAACCCUUUCAUCUGAACCACCUCGGCCGUGGAGAAAGAAGAGAGCGAGUGGAGCUUGUUUACUUUGCCAUACCUACAGAAAACACCCAACACUUCUGCGUGUGUCUUCAUGUAUGUUUAAAGGUGUGUGUGUGUGUGUGUGUGUGUUUGUUAGCAGAUAUUGUACGUGUAACUAUUUGUACAUGCUUUGUUGUAUGUGUGUGCGCGCGAGUGUGUUUGUAUGUACGUACCCUUUUGUACCAGAUGCUAUAAAUUAAGCUUUGUGUGUGUGUGUGUGUGUGUGUGUACAUUUGUGUGGGUUUUGCCUAAUAUCAGAGGAAUUUUUCUGAUAAUAGGAGAACUUCAGAUGAAAGGUGCUUAUGAGAGCCAUUAACACUCACAAACACACACACAAGCUGCUGCUUUGACCUUUCCACACAGAACUUCUCAUGCCAAUAUCGCCCUAACCUGAGUGCCCACUUACUUCACUCAGUCACUGAGGUCGACACAUUACAAUAAAUUAGUAGCUUCAGAUCAUCUCAGUAAUGCAUUUCUCCUCAGUGCCCAUUUGGGUUAAUUGAUUCAGAAGCAUGUUAAAAAGACGGCAUAAAUAAAACAGGCAUUUCCUUCACUUUUCUGUCUGUGUAUGAAUGCCGGGCUUGUUUCUAUUUAUUUUGACGUUGACGUUUCAUUUCAAACGUUAAUAAGUAUUUGUGUGUGCAUUGUCAAACUGCAUGCGCUUCUCAAGCUGAGCAGGAAGCUGCUGAAUGUACCUCAGUUUCAGUUAUUAUGAGGGAAAAAAGUUUCUUGUAUGGACCAAAAAUUGUCUAAUAUCGUCAAGAUUUUUUUGUAUAACGUAGAGAUGGUUUCUUCUUUAUUCAUAUAGAAUGUCUUUGUAUCGAGAUGUAUCCAUAUGCAUAAAGCUAUCCAUAACUGUUGUGUCCAUGUGUAUUGUCUGUGUGAUGCAAAUCAAACUGAAUUUGCUGCUUUUGGAAUUUCAUGCAAUAUCUUUUUAUGACAGCAUCAUUUAUAUUUUUCUGUGAAGAUCAUUAUUGCAUUUCGAAUGUAUUUGCACUCUAUGAUCAUUAGGGCUUUCAACUGAAAAUUAAAAUGAAAAGUA